ACAAUGAAGCUGACAGAAGAAUUCAGCUGGACUGGGCAGUUGGAAAGCAACUUCAGGUCUUUGGAUCGUCGAUAACUAUUCUGAUUCAUAUUGCGGUCGAUCUGUAAUGACAUAUGUAGCAAAAACGGGGAACUAACAGUUCUGUUGGCCUCAUCCACAAAUCAAGUCACUCAGAGCGUUAUAGAGUGAGCUUUGUUAGAUAGGUAUCUCUCUCAGGGAUAAAAUCCGGAACGAGGAAAUUCGCGGAAGAACAAAAGCGACCCACAUAACUCAAAGGUCAAGAAAGCUGUAGUGGCAGUGGGCAUGUCAAUAACCGACGAUCAAUGGAGUAAGCGUGUUCUAGAGUGGAGACCGUGUACCGGAAAAUGUGAACCGGUACCAAAGGCGGACACAAUCGGCCUGUUCUCCAUCUCGAUGGGUAUGCACGGCAUGUGUGAGAACCUGGAGAAGAUCGAGGGCUUCAGAGAGUGCCGCGGCUCCUGUCCUUCUGCAGACACCUACAGUAUGCUGACCCGGAAGUACGAGCCAGCAUGCCAGUGUUGCCGUGUGGAGCGCUUCACCCUGGUGCCAGUGCUGCUGAGCUGUGAGGACGGCUCGCAGGUGAAGCACAGCGUGGCCACCGCCGACCAGUGCUCGUGCAGGCGCUGCGGGGACGCCUGGUAUCCCGAAGAGCCUUCAUCGCCAGUGGGGGUGCUCAGCAUAAAGUACUAAGAAGAUGCUAUCAACCACACAUUGAUAUUUUAAAUUAUUAUAGUAUUGUUAUUGUAUCUAAAUAAAAAAUUGAUCAUAUUUA
Maniola jurtina (meadow brown) is the source of this 793-nucleotide messenger RNA. Its product is annotated as intestinal mucin-like protein. Lineage: Eukaryota; Metazoa; Arthropoda; Insecta; Lepidoptera; Nymphalidae. The coding region runs from base 304 to 711 and encodes 135 amino acids. The record is from RefSeq and is a predicted model, not a curated record. The transcript has 4 exons.